AAAAUGUUACAAUAAUAAAAUAUUUUAUUUGUAGGUAAGUAGGAUACCAUCUCAUUCCCUCAGUCGAAUCUGUUGCUCUAAACCCUUCUCUGGCUCUAAACCUAACGGCGCUUGCACCGAUUUGAUUUGAGUUGCUAUUCUCAACCGCGCUGCCAUAAUCAGACAUGGCUGACAAGAAGCGGAAGGAGAGACCCAACGCCAAUCGCGCAAAAAAGAAGUCGAAGAGUUCAGACAUUCGACUCAAGAAGACCGGUCCCCGUUUACCUUCGUCUUUGAAAAAAGAGAUUCAAACUUUAAACCCUAAUAAUGUUGAUAUCGAUGAUGUCGACAGUGAUGUGUACGAAUAUGAAGAAGAUCUGCCUGAAGAAGAGUCAAAGAAGAAUAAGCGAUACGACCCUGUCUCUGUCAAUGACGACCUUGAUUCUGAUUUCGAGGAUGAGGAUGUGCAAUCUGAUGAUGAAAUUGGGGAUGAUGACGAUGAAAAUGCCCUGGACGAUGGUUCUGGAGAAGAAGAUGAUGGGAGACAUGUAAGGAUGCUACAGGGAAUUACUGGUAUGCCAACUGAGACUUUUGAAGGGAAUAAGAAGACGAUGAUGAAGAAUACUGCUGUUCCAGAGCUAUAUCCAGAGUCCGAAUAUAAUCCCAGUCGUGAUGUUCUGGAUGGUGAUGGACACGUUAGCAUUGAGGACCUCCUUAAUUCCCUUCGUGAAAACCCUGAUUAUCACAAACUUCGGAAGAGAAGUCAACAAAUUGAGAAUAAUGCUAGAACUGUUUAUGCACCACUACCAAUGGCAGAUCAAGCAAAGGUAGAUAGGAAGGUAGCAUAUGAAAUAUCGAAGAAACAAGUCACAAAGUGGCAACCCAUUAUUCAGAGAAACAGAGAGGCACCUACUAUAUACUUUGAUGAUCAAAUAAAUCUAGGGUUUUCAACUAUAGGAGCAAUAGCUUCUGAAUUUGAACCCAGAACUGAUUUUGAGAAGAAAAUGGCUGCACUAGUUCAUGAUGACAAAGUUAUGGAAGCUCAUAAGAAUGAUGGUUCUAGGCUUCUUGAGUUGAAUAAGGUUUCUAUAGAAGAUGAGACCGAUCGGCAAAACCGGAUUGCAAAGAUGCGGAGCCUUCUUUUUCGUCAUGAAAUGAAGGCAAAACACGUUAAAAAGAUAAAGUCCAGGACUUAUCAUCGUUUGUUAAAGAAAGAUAGAUUGAAGGCAGAGUCUUCUCAAUUGGAAAUGGAUAAUGAAGCUGCUAAGGAAUAUGCCAUAAAACGAGAUCGCCAGAGGGUGGAGGAGCGCAUGACUCUGAGACACAAAAAUAAUAAGUGGUUUCAGCAUAUUAAGCACCGUGGUUUAGAUAAGCAAGAUGAAGGAACUCUUGCUGCCGUGAAAGAGCUUGGUCAAAUACGUAGUGAGUUGACUAGAAAACAACAUUCUAUGUACAAUAGCAGCAGCAGCAGCGAAGAUACCAGUGACGAUGAUGACGAUGAGAACACCGUUGAUUCUGAUCUGGAUAAGGCUAACAAGCUUCUGAUAAAAGCAAAACAAAAGACGAUGAAAGUGUUGGAGGAAGACGAGGAAAUUCCCCAGUCGGGAUUGCUAUCUUUACCUUUUAUGAGGCGUGGAUUGGAGAAAAGAAGAGCAGAAACUAUUGAGGACGUCAACCUUACUCUUCAAGAAUAUGAAGAUUCCAUGAAGAAGCUGGAGGAUUCUGGUGGCUCAGAGGAUCCAAAAGAUGCAUCUACCAGUGGCAGGAGAGUAUUUGGAAUGGCUAAAGCCAAGACAAUUGAUGCUGGUAAUAAUAAGGUGAAAUUAGAUAAAUUUUAUGACAACAGUGAUAGUGAGGAUGACUUGGAUGCCCGCAAAAGUGGUAACUUUGAGAAUGGGGGAAGUGAUCUAGCACAAACGGACGUCGUCAACAAUUCGGUCUUAAAUCAAGAAGUUGUUGAUACACGCAAACAAUCUGUUUUUAAGAACUUUGAUGAGAUUGUAGAAAACCCUGGGCCGAAAACUACAUAUGAAGUUUCCAUAUUUGCCUCAGAUACAUGGAAAAAGGCAAAAAACAGAAGUGGUAUAGACACAGACAUCAAGAAAUCUCCGAAGUUUACAGAGCCUGUUAGUCACAAUAUAAAGAACACUGAAAAAGAAUUGGAAGAGGAUAGCGAUACAGAUAAUGAAGGACAGAUGGUGGAUGGAAUUUUGACUUCUGCAUCUAAGCCAUCUUAUGAACUUCCAUCUCAAGAGGAGCUCAUUCGACAAGCUUUUGCUGCGGAUGAUGUAGAGAAUGAUUUUGAAAAGGAUAAGCAGGAAAUCCUCAAUGAAGAAAAUCCUGAGCCAGAAAAGCCUCUAUUACUUCCGGGCUGGGGCCAAUGGACUCAUGUACAGCAAAAGAAAGGCUUACCAUCCUGGAUGCUCAAAAAACACGAAGACGACCAGAGAAAAAGGGAAGAAGCUCUCAAGAAGAGAAAGGAUGCUCAGCUAAAAAAUGUGAUCAUCUCCGAGAAACUAAGUAAGAAGGCUGAGAAACUCCAUACAAAAUCGCUGCCUUAUCCUUUUACAUCGAAAGAGGUCUAUGAUCAGAGCAUGCGUAUGCCCAUUGGACCUGAAUUUAACCCAGCUAUUGCAAUUGGAUCUCUUAAUCGACCUGAAGUGGUGAAGAAACCAGGUGUUAUUAUAAAACCAGUGGAGUUUGAGGAAGUGAAUCCUCAUGAUAAACCUGAGCAACGGACUGUUAAGAACAAGUCGAAGAAAGCCAAAGGCAGUGAUAGCAAAGCCAUUAAAAAGUCUAAGGUCAAGGGAAAAAGUUAGUAGGACAGUGAAUUUUGCUAAUGAUCCAGUGUACUUUGGAGGUUGAAAGAAAAAGGAGAAAAACAGAUUUUUGCAGACGGAAGCUUUUGCUGAGGGUGGUAGAUUUUUGCAUCCAAUAGAAAUAAUAGAACAAGGGAGGGGAGCUUGAGCUUCCCUUGUGUAUUAUAGGUAUUCACAUGUUAAAUUGUUAAUUUUUUUUUUUAUGACCAAUGUUAUUUAAUUAAUAUUAUAAGUAUUUUUCUGAAGGUUGUUAUUUGAUUUAUGUUUAACAAAAAUGUUAUUUUA
Cicer arietinum (chickpea) is the source of this 3083-nucleotide messenger RNA. RefSeq lists its product as uncharacterized. Gene Ontology annotation, cellular component: small-subunit processome; nucleolus. Gene Ontology annotation, biological process: rRNA processing. The record is from RefSeq and is a predicted model, not a curated record. Lineage: Eukaryota; Viridiplantae; Streptophyta; Magnoliopsida; Fabales; Fabaceae.